UGUUGCUUCGGUUUCCCUUGUGUUCUAUGACUAUGAGAAACAGAUAAUAUCCUAUCAUAAUUCAAACUCCACGAGUUUCCUAAACACAUUAUAACUCUAAGACCAUAAUGUAACUGGAGUACAUAAGUAACCUUAAAUUGAUUUUGUUAAGGUUGUAAAAGGAAAAGAAAGAUGAAAAGCUCCAUGGGAGAUGCAGAUGCACUCCCUCAGUCGAGAUUUCCUGAAAAUACUCAUUCCAGUAUUGAAAUAACAGUAGAUGAUGAGGAAGUGAAUGAUAAUCCUAUAGAGCAAGUGAGGCUGACGGUUCCCAUCACAGAUGACCCUUCACAACCAGUGUUAACCUUUCGAACAUGGGUUCUUGGGCUAGCAUCAUGCGUGCUGCUUGCUUUUGUGAACCAAUUCUUUGGAUACCGUACAAAUCAGCUAGGUGUUGGUUCAGUUUCUGCUCAAAUUGUCACUCUCCCAAUUGGAAAGUUCAUGGCUGCAGUACUUCCCAACAAACAAAUCAAAAUUCCAUUGACAAGAUGGUCAUUUUCCUUGAAUCCAGGGCCUUUCAAUUUGAAAGAACAUGUUUUGAUAACCAUUUUAGCGAGCACUGGAGCUGCAGGUGUUUAUGCAGUAAGCAUUAUUACUUCUGUCAAGGCUUUCUAUAGGAGGCCUCUCCAUCCACUUGCGGCUAUGUUACUAGUACAAACAACUCAGUUGCUUGGGUAUGGAUGGGCUGGUAUUUUCAGAAAAUUUCUUGUGGAUUCACCAUACAUGUGGUGGCCCGAAAACCUUGUCCAAGUCUCUCUAUUCAGGGCGUUACACGAAAAAGAAAAGAGAAGCAAGGGAGGACUCACUAGGCUGCAAUUCUUUCUCAUUGUUUUCAUGUCAAGCUUUGCUUACUAUGUCCUUCCAGGCUACUUGAUGCCUUCCUUGUCUGCAAUCUCCUUUGUUUGUUGGAUAUGGAAGGACUCAAUCACUGCUCAACAGAUCGGUUCAGGGUUAAAUGGCCUUGGUAUUGGCUCUUUUGGCCUUGACUGGUCGACUGUUGCUAGCUUUUUGGGUUCACCUCUUGCAGUGCCUUUCUUCGCAAUUGCAAACACUUUGGCAGGCUAUUUCUUGGUUAUGUAUAUUUUAGUGCCCAUUUUUUAUUGGACUAAUACAUAUGAUGGUAAGAAAUUUCCCAUCUAUUCCUCCCACACUUUUGACAGUGCUGGUCAGACGUACAACAUAAGUCGAAUUCUCAACCACAAAACUUUCGACAUUGAUAUGGAUGCUUAUACCAAUUACAGCAAGCUCCAUCUCAGUGUUUUAUUUGCCUUUGCAUAUGGACUUAGUUUUGCAGCACUCACGUCUACUAUUACACAUGUUGUCCUUUUUGAGGGAAAGAAUAUCUGGUUAAUGUGGAAGAAGACUACCAGUGCUGUGAAAGAUAAAUAUACUGAUAUUCAUACUAGAUUAAUGAAGAAGAACUAUGAAGAGGUCCCUCAAUGGUGGUUUAUUGCAAUCCUGGUCGUCACUGUGGCUUUAUCACUUCUGGCAGUAGAAGGUUUUAACAGACAAUUACAACUUCCAUGGUGGGGGCUUCUCCUUGCUUGUGGCAUUGCACUUGUUUUCACCCUUCCCAUUGGUAUUGUUCAGGCCACAACAAACAUGCAAAUGGGGCUAAAUGUGAUCACAGAGUUUAUUAUCGGAUAUGCGUACCCUGGGAAGCCACUUGCUAAUGUAACAUUCAAGACCUAUGGCUACAUCAGCAUGGCUCAAGCCCUCUAUUUUGUGCAAGACUUCAAAUUAGGCCACUAUAUGAAAAUCCCUCCAAAAUCCAUGUUUCUUGUUCAGUUUGUUGGAACAAUAGUUGCCUCGACUGUCUACUUUGGCACAGCAUGGUGGCUCCUGACAACUGUUGAGAACAUAUGCAUCCCAGAGUUGCUACCAGAUGGAAGUCCAUGGACAUGCCCUGGGGACGAUGUUUUCUACAAUGCUUCUAUCAUUUGGGGAGUCAUCGGCCCUCUCAGAAUGUUUGGGAAGUUGGGUUUGUAUUCAAACAUGAGCUGGUUAUUCCUAGUUGGUCUACUUGCCCCAGUUCCAGUAUGGUUACUGUCGCUCAAAUAUCCGGAGAAGAAAUGGAUCAGGCUAAUCCACAUGCCAAUUUUCUUGUCAGCCACAGCAGGGAUGCCCCCAGCUAGAGCUGUGCACUACUUGACUUGGGGAGCUGUUGGAAUCUUUUUCAACUUCUAUGUUUAUAGAAGGUACAAGGCAUGGUGGGCUAGGCAUAAUUAUAUCUUAUCAGCUGCUCUGAGUGCUGGUGUUGCUUUCAUGGGAAUAAUCCUCUUCUUCAGUCUUCAAGCCCAGAAUAUCUAUGGUCCUGACUGGUGGGGUCUGGAUAGCACUGAUCAUUGUCCAUUGGCAAAAUGUCCUACUGCACCUGGGAUUGUGGUGGAGGGAUGCCCAGCUGUUCAUUGAGGUGCUUGAAGAUUUCCUUACCUAUAUUAGGACAUGUGGAAGACAAACUGUGAAAUUCACAGCAGGUUCAAAUAGCUGCAUAGGUUCCAUGGAAUUAUAAGUAAUAGAUACGUUGUCGUUUAUAAAUAGUCCUUUUUUUUUUUUGGCCUAAAAGGCCUAGGUCUUAGACUUUUAGCUUUCAGAUUCCUAAUUGGAUUUUAUUUUAUCUUUGAUGUUAAUAGAUUUUCUUCAUAAUUUUAUUUUUUCCUUUAGCUGAACAGGGAAGAAACACCUCAAAAUGAUUUGUUGACACGUAUCUUAAUCAAUUUCUAGUAAUUGCU
Molecule: messenger RNA, 2768 nt
Organism: Hevea brasiliensis (rubber tree)
Lineage: Eukaryota; Viridiplantae; Streptophyta; Magnoliopsida; Malpighiales; Euphorbiaceae
Product: oligopeptide transporter 1-like
Exons: 7
Coding region: 172-2448 (758 amino acids)
Biological process (GO): transmembrane transport
Molecular function (GO): oligopeptide transmembrane transporter activity
Source: RefSeq, a predicted model, not a curated record